AUGUUGCCAUAUUCCAUGUUCUUGUUGUGUUUGGUGGCUGUUGCCGCCGUUGGAAGUGCUGCAGAAGCGCUGGUCGUGCCCCCCGCCAUGCUGGCUUUAAUGAUAUCAUCAGUCGGGCCUCAGCCAGUGCGGGUGCACCGGCCAUUUUGGAACCGACCGGCCUCGCCCGCGAUGACGAUAAAGAAAGUAGAUAAAGUGGAUCUAAAAUUGUAUUAUGAAAGUCUGUGUGAGCCCUGCAGAACGUUUCAUACAAAACGUUUGGACCCCGUGUUCAAGGAAAUCGGAUCUUACAUCGAUCUCAAACUGUAUCCAUAUGGAAAUGCUGAAAGGCAUGAAAGACAUGGUAAAACCAUAAUAGUCUGCCAGCAUGGAAAAAAGGAGUGCUACGGGAACAAGCUCCACGCCUGUGCUAUGUAUAAACUGAAGGACAUUCAUGUAGCGUCACCUUACAUCUCCUGUAUGAUGAACGGUACGUGGGGAGGAUACGGAUCCACUGAUAUGGACGCCACAAAGUGUGGAGAUUUAAUGAACAUCGACUCAAAGCCUAUCAAGGAAUGCGCUAAAGGUAAAAAGGGGGAAGAACUACUAGAAUACUACGGCAAAGAGACUGAUAAGAUCACAAAACAAGGCGUACCUCAUGUGUUAAUAAAUGGCGUGAAGUUUGACACGGACGACGACUUGAAGAAGGCAAUAUGCGAAGCUUUGAAAAAUCCGCCAUCUCAAUGUAAAACUAAACUAAACAUUUUGUCUAAUAUUCUCUGAAUUUGGUGGAAAUAUAAUUGUACCCUU
Molecule: messenger RNA, 789 nt
Organism: Cydia amplana
Lineage: Eukaryota; Metazoa; Arthropoda; Insecta; Lepidoptera; Tortricidae
Product: GILT-like protein 2
Exons: 5
Coding region: 1-762 (253 amino acids)
Molecular function (GO): oxidoreductase activity, acting on a sulfur group of donors, disulfide as acceptor
Source: RefSeq, a predicted model, not a curated record